AUGCAGGAAUCUGACAUGAUGGACCAGCUGCCGGACGGUGAAAGCCGGGUGGAUGCCGAGACGGAGCAGAUAAUGCUGGUUUCGUUGGGUUGCUUCUGUGGCCCGAAGCUCUCCUUCAAGAACAUCGGCAGAGGUGCUGAGACACUGCCCUUUGACUGGAUGCGAACACGGCAUGAGGGUUUGGUGCAUUUCUUGCGGAAUGGCUGGGACGAGAGCACUGGUUGGAAUGGCUUCUUCGAAUUCAAUUCCAAGAAGGUAGUGCCUGGCGUCAGCAUGACAACGUACAGGAGCUACUACCACUCCUUCUGGCAUGAUGACCCGACUGAUCCCGGCAUGCACGAGAGAUACCAGCGCCGCAUCAGUCGCUUCAACAACAUCGAUGCCACAUCGAAGCCAGUUCUCUUCGUGCGAACCGUGCCCACGACACAGGAGCUUAAGGUAGUUCCGGAGCGACUCGGCGACAGAAAGGCUUCAUGCUGGGAGUUCAUAUAUACCGUCAAUAUCAUACGUAAAGAGAGCUUUCAACUCAGAGCACAGUUCAUACCGGGGGACAAUCAUGCUUGCUGUGUUGUCAUGUAG
Molecule: messenger RNA, 579 nt
Organism: Symbiodinium necroappetens
Lineage: Eukaryota; Dinophyceae; Suessiales; Symbiodiniaceae
Source: the annotation of a GenBank genome assembly